ACGCUCCUCUUCCCCUUCUCGUCACAUUGUCCAACAUGGCGGUGUCCAUGCUCAGGAUCCGUUGUUGUGUUCCGCGGCAUGCGCCCAGUCGCCUCCUUGGACGAAAACGUGUUUUCCUCACACUCGGGUCUGAAUUUCACUGCUCCACUCCCGCGGCCAGCGGACUGCUCUUCUCUCUGUAUAAGCGCGGCGUUCUGAAGGACUCGUUCCCAGAAAACGCAGCACAGGACCAGCUUCCCCGGCUGCUUCAGUCCGCUCCUCAGACUGUGUACUGCGGCUUCGACCCCACGGCCGACAGCCUCCAUGUGGGCAACCUGCUCGCCAUCAUCGGCCUGCUGCACUUCCGGAGCGCCGGGCACAACGUCCUCGCGCUGCUCGGCGGGGCCACGGCGCAAAUCGGGGACCCGAGCGGGAAAACGAGCGAGCGCGAGCGGCUGUCCGCGGACGUGCUGGAGGGGAACACCCGCCGCAUCCGGGAGAGCGUGCAGAGGAUUUUCACCAACCACGAGGCGCUUUUCCACGACCCCUCCAGGCCGCUGGGCACCGUGGACGUGCUGAACAACCGGAGCUGGUAUAAGAGCUGGGGGGUGGUGGACUUUCUGUCGGAGACCGGCAGGCACUUCCGGAUGGGGACCAUGCUCAGCCGCCACAGCGUGCAGUCCCGGCUGAAGAGCCCAGACGGUAUGAGCCUGACAGAGUUCACCUACCAGGUGUUCCAAGCUUAUGACUUCUACCACCUGAACCAAUUAUACGGCUGCAGGAUUCAGCUCGGAGGCACCGACCAGCUGGGCAAUUUGAUGUCCGGCCAUGAGUACAUUCACAAAGUAAGUGGCGAGGAGGUGUACGGCCUGACCAUCCCGUUGGUGACCAGCUCUACCGGCGACAAGCUGGGCAAAACCGCGGGAAACGCGGUGUGGCUCAACAGAGACAAGACGUCCCCCUUCGAGCUCUACCAGUUCUUCCUCCGCCAGCCAGACGCCAGCGUGGAGGGGUACCUGAAGUUGUUCACCUUUUUGCCUCUGGCGGAGGUGGAGAGGCUGAUGCAGCAGCAGAGGGAGGACCCGAGCAAACGCCUCGCCCACAAACGGCUGGCCGCAGAGGUGACCAAGCUGGUGCACGGAAAGGAGGGCCUGCAGAGCGCCAAAAGGUGUACCAACGCCCUGUAUCACAGCAGCGUGGAGGCUUUGGAGCAAAUGAGCGACGAGGAGCUUCAGGAACUCUUCAGGGAGGCUCCUUUCCACGAGCUGUACUUGGAGCCAGGGACCACCGUGAUAGACGCCUGCCGCAAGGUCAGCGCCAUCCCCGACGGACCCAGAGGGUAUCAGAUGAUCUCAGAUGGAGCUGUAUGGAUUAACCACCGAAGAGAGGACAAAGCGGAGCAGGUCCUGAUCCCCAAACAUCACAUCUUGUCUAACGGACUUACCCUGCUCCGAGUGGGCAAGAAAAACUUUUACAUCAUCAAGUGGCUCAGCCUCUGAGGCUGCCUGAUUGACUGACAGGGAAGGUAGGAGGAAAAACUCGAGGAGAAGAGUCUGUGAGAAGAUGUUGAUGGACUCAAACUACUGUGCAUUUAACCGUGUAUAUAUAUAUAUAUAUAUAUAUAUAUAUAUAUAUAUAUAUAUAUAUAUAUAUAUAUAUAUAUAUAUAUAUAUAUAUAUAUAUCGAUGUACAUUUAGAACUGUGCCACUUAUCUAAAUAUUUGUUAUUAAAAGGCGUUUGGUUAAAGAGAUCUUUUUCUGUUUAACUGACUGCUGCAACAGAGGUUGAGGGAAGUGACCACUAGAGGGCGACAUUGCCUGCUUGGCGGUCCACAGAGAUCCUAAUGUGCGCCACUCAUCCCGCCGGUAGCACGGUUGCUCAAAGUUAAAUUAAAUUGCGUCAUUUCUCACAAGAAGCUUUUGCUCCUAUUUUAAACCAACCAUUCUCUUUUUAUUUAUUCAAGUAUGAUGCAGACAUUUGUUUUGUUUCAGCUUUUCUGUUAAUUUUUUGUGCUUUAAAAAGUGUAACCUUACACACACCAUUAGGAAAGAACCACCUAAGGAUGGGGUUUGAUCCAGUUUCGGUUCAAAACAAAGUUUUACUUAGAUAUUACAUUUAUGUAGGGUAUUUGUCUCGUCCAAUAUUGCUUUUUAAGGUUAUUGCUUGGUUUUCAUUAAACGUGUGGCAAAUAUAUAUAUUUUAUUUGGGGUGUUUUAACAAAUAUUUCAAUUUUACGUUUACCAAAUUUAAAAAAUAUGUGUGUAGCGCUUUCAGUCAGUGCUGCACUGAUAAAGAGCAAAAACAAUAGAAGGGGUACACAAUUAAAGAGCGAAGAUACUUAAAGAUAAAAUCAAAAGUGUUUAUAUAAUUAUUGUGUGUGUGUGUGUGUGUAAGUGUGUAAAAAACACUUUUGAUGUUAUCUUUGAGUGUCUUUGCUCUAAUUAUAUAUGUGAUAUUUGUAUGUUUUUGUAUAAUAUAUAUUUUAUGUAUGUUAACCAUAGAAUGGUCAUUAAAUGCAAACAUUUUCUUUU
This is a messenger RNA of Fundulus heteroclitus (mummichog), 2510 nucleotides long. RefSeq names its product tyrosyl-tRNA synthetase 2, mitochondrial (gene yars2). The transcript is spliced from 5 exons. Gene Ontology annotation, biological process: tyrosyl-tRNA aminoacylation; proteolysis. Bases 36 to 1478 code for a protein of 480 amino acids. Lineage: Eukaryota; Metazoa; Chordata; Actinopteri; Cyprinodontiformes; Fundulidae. Gene Ontology annotation, cellular component: mitochondrion; cytosol. Gene Ontology annotation, molecular function: ATP binding; tyrosine-tRNA ligase activity; RNA binding. The record is from RefSeq and is a predicted model, not a curated record.